Molecule: messenger RNA, 1041 nt
Organism: Anoplopoma fimbria (sablefish)
Lineage: Eukaryota; Metazoa; Chordata; Actinopteri; Perciformes; Anoplopomatidae
Gene: sox19b
Product: SRY-box transcription factor 19b
Biological process (GO): anatomical structure morphogenesis; cell differentiation; regulation of DNA-templated transcription
Molecular function (GO): RNA polymerase II cis-regulatory region sequence-specific DNA binding; DNA-binding transcription factor activity, RNA polymerase II-specific
Source: RefSeq, a predicted model, not a curated record
CUGGGCACAAGUCGCCAGGUGGACGGCGACAAAAAGGCGGCUGUGCGACUUCGUUUCAACUCUUCGUUAACUCGUGUCAACUUUGCUACAUCCGUCCCAACAUGUACAGCAUGAUGGAACACGAGCUGAAGCCGACCGGCCAGCCCCCGUCUCACCAGACCUCCCAGGGAAUGUCACCGGUCACCGGCAACAUGACCGGGGGCAUGGGCGGCAAUGGCAACUCUCACCCGGGGUCCAAAACUGUAUGCCCACCGGGAGUCGACCCCAUGGAUAAAGUCAAGCGGCCAAUGAACGCCUUCAUGGUCUGGUCUAGGGGACAGAGGCGCAAGAUGGCUCAAGAAAACCCCAAAAUGCACAACUCCGAGAUCAGCAAGCGGCUGGGAGCUGAGUGGAAGCUGCUGACCGACGCCGAGAAGCGGCCUUUCAUCGACGAGGCCAAGCGGCUCCGGGCGGUCCACAUGAAGGAGUACCCCGACUACAAGUACAAGCCGCGCCGCAAGACCAAGCCCAUGCUCAAGAAGGACGCCCAGGUGGGCAAGUACCCGCUGUCGGCCGGCAACCUGCUGGCGGCCGCGCAGGGCCAAGGCGGUAGUCCGAGGAUGGACAGCUACGGCUGGGGCCCCACCGGGGGGUACGCCGGCAUGCAGAGCGAGGCGCUCGGCUACACGCAGCAGCUCCACCGGUACGACCUGUCAGCUCUCCAGUACCCGCCCGCUAUGACGGCGGCGCAGACGUACAUGAACGGAGGCAACUCGUACAGCCCCAUGUCCUACAGCAGUCCCCAGCAGCCGAGCCCCGUCACCAUGUCCAUGGUGAAAGCAGAACCCGUGUCCCACUCGCCCACGACAGGGACGCCCAACCACCACCGGGGCCCUUUGCAGGGCGACCUCAGGGACAUGAUCAGCAUGUACAUCCCCGGACCAGGGGACGCCGGAGACCCCACGGCAGCACAGAGGGGCUACACCAGCGUCCAGCAGCACUACCUCUCCGGAACCGUCCCACUCACACACAUCUAGGACUGGAAGUGGGAGUCAUGGGGUU